CCGCUUCCUGGUUCUCAGAAAGAAGGAGCAGGGAGAGUCGGAGUGGGCCAGCGGAGGCAGCAGACAGCAGGGGGGUCAGAGCAGCCCAGAGAGCCGGCGGUCUGCAGAGAGAGAGAGAGAGAGAGAGAGAGAGAGAGAGAGAGAGAGAGAGAGAGAGAGAGAGACCAAGAAGAAAAAAACGCCGAGGCACGAUUUGGCGAAAAAUAAAAAGCUCCCGGGUGUCGAGCUGAGGACGGCCGGAGCGGAGACCCCCCCUACACCACCCCCCUCCAGCGGAGAAGAAAAGACAAGCGCUGGGAGUAUAAAAAAAAGAGAAGAAGAAUAAGAAGUAGAAGAAGUAGGCAGGGUGGGACGGAAUAAUCCAGGAAGUGUGGAGGCCGGUCAGGUGGGAGGCGACGAGUCUAAACAGGUGACACACCGGCACUCAGGUAGCCGCUUCACCUGACGGCUGCAGAUUUGACUGAAAACUAACACACCUGUGUGUGACCUCUGCUGACCUCUGAGCAAAGAACCAAAAGAGGAGGGGGGGGACGAGCGAGAGGCAGAAGAAAGCAGGCACCAUCUUCUCCUGGGUUUAUGGACUGGAGGUGGCAAUGUCUCCAGGAGAGGACGGUCUGAUUGGGAUCCCCUUCCCGGAGCACAGCAAUGAGCUAUUGUCCCACUUGAAUGACCAGAGGAGGGCAGGGCUCCUGUGUGACCUCACCCUGACCUCCCGUGGAGCACGCUACCCAACUCACCGCUCCGUCAUGGCCGCCGUCAGUCUCUACUUCCGGCGGCUGUUCGGGGCGGAGGAGGGGGGUGGUGAAGGUGGAGGUGGUUUCAGCGUGUGCCAGCUGGACUGCGUGGCACCCGACGCCCUGGAUGCCCUGCUGGAGUUUGCCUACACUGCCACCCUGACCAUCCCCAGCUCUGGGAUGAGAGAUGUGCUGCGAGGAGCUCAGCUUCUGGGCAUCCAGUGUGUGGCUGACGCAUGCAGAGACAUCUUGGGGGAGACGGCGGAGGCAGAGGGGGAGACCGCAGAGGAGCAGAGAGCCCAAAACACAGCUACUGAGAGGAUUUCACAGGGAGAGAGCAGGGUAAUGAAAGGGUCCCGAAGAAAAACAGACAAAAAGAAGGUGAAAAAAGUUGGGCCACAUCACAUUAACUCCUCUGUUUUAAACCCACCGCCUGCUUCUCCUAUCUCGCACCCUUCACCUGCCUCCGACAGCUUCCGCUCCCUGCCGUCUACCCAGCCACCAAGCCCCGAACAGGAGGAUCUUCACCACAAAUCUGGGCAGAAUGGAGAUCCCAGGGGGAUCAGAGAGCCCGGAAGAAGGGCCACACUAAAUGGAGGGCUCCUUCACUGGCUCCAUGAGCGCCCCCGUAUAGCCCACCCACCUCCGGUCCCGCCCUUGAAUGACAAGCUGUCAGAGGAUGAUGACAUGGAGGGUUUCGGCGAUGAUGGUAUGCUGAUGGGAAGCACCUCUAUGCCUACUUCUGUAGCUGAACGAGGAGCCGCGGUGUCAGCAGUGGGAGGUGGGAGGAAAAGGAAGUCUCAAACCCCCCAGCAGUGCCCUGUUUGUCAGAAGAUCAUCCAUGGAGCGGGAAAACUGCCCCGACACAUGAGGACACACACUGGAGAGAAGCCUUUCCAGUGCUCUGCCUGCGGAGUCCGUUUCACCAGGAAUGAUAAAUUGAAGAUCCACAUGAGGAAGCACACAGGCGAGCGCCCCUACCCCUGCCCGCACUGCCCUGCUCGGUUUCUCCACUCAUAUGACCUCAAAAACCACCUGUCCCUCCACAGCGGGGCGAGGCCCUUCGAGUGCCCACUCUGCCACAAGGCCUUCGCCCGAGAGGACCACCUCCAGCGUCACCGCAAGGGACACAGCUGCCUGGAGCUGCGCACACGGCGGCCCAGACGUGGGCCCGAGCAUGGGGAGGAUGGAAGAGGGGAUGGAAGCGGAAGGGAGCAGUCCAACCCACUGGAGGCUCUGUCUUUACAAGCCCACUCCUCUGCAUUCCUCCCACACACGGUGCUGGAUGGUGGGAGCGGGUCCGGACCACCGCUGAUGUUUCCGGCUGAUGUAGAGAGGGAGCGGUCUUUCGCCCUUCAAGCUUUGGCUCAGCUUGGGCCUCGCAGGCUCGCCGGCUACCCUGAGCUCUUCCUGCGAGGUCUGGAGCUGCGAGGGGGCAGAGAGGCCGAGGGAGAAGAUCCAGGAGGAACCCACUCGCCGGCUUCGCAGCGUGACCGAUGGGCAGAUGACGUGGAAGAGGAGAUUGGAGAAGAGGAAGCAGAGGAAGAGGAAUAGUGAAAAGAGAGAGAGAGAGAGUGUGUGUGUGUAUACGUGUGUGUGUGUCUGUGUGGUAAAGCAUCCACAGUAAAAAAAAAUCUCACUCAGGUGGCUGGACUAAUGACCUGCUGCUCCAAUAUAGAGAGCGCUUAAAAAAAUAAACAACUAAAUGAUAAAAAAGAAAAAAAUGGAAAACGGGUUUUCUGAGAUAUUUUAAAUGUUUGUCUUCUGGCUCUUGGCAUUUGAUUUAAUUUGUCUUUUGAAUUUUAUUUCUCGUUUGCUGUUUAUUUUUAUGUGUUUUUUCUGGUUUGAGAUGUUUGAUUUGAUUUUUGUAGCUGGACAUGCGUAUGUCGAGUGUGUGGUUACUGGGAUGCUUUUCACUAUGCAAACUAAAAUCCAGAGCUGCGACAUAUAUGGAUAUUUGAAGAUGUAUAUUUUAGUUACAACAUAAAUAUAUUGAUUCAGGUGCAAUUCAGAAGUCAUAUCGCCUAGAUCACAAGAAUGAGUUUGUGUGGCCACUGUCCUCUGGUGGUUAUCGGUGGAAAUGCAGUCUAAUUAUUCCAACUUGUUCUGUACAUUGUAAGCAAUAAUAUUCUUUGUGUCUUUUCUUGUUUGUGGUAGAAUCUUUGCUUUUGAUUUGGUGCUUAAACCAAAGAUUUUAGUUGAACUGUUCUCUUAAAUCUUAAGUUAACAGGAGAGGAGAGAGGUGAAUUGUAGCCAAUGUUGGGUCUGAAGAAAAGAUUCUUCCCAACUGUUUUGAUAGCCAUGAGAAAGAAUCUGCUUCCAUAUUUGAGUGUUUCAGAGCCCUAGAGCUCUGAGUUAAAUGCCUGACCAAAAGAGACAAAGUCUAGGUCGAUGAGUUGAUGUUGAUUAUGUUAAGACGAUUCUUCUUUUUUCCCAAAGGCUGUGGAUUUCAGUCUUCCAAUGCACUCGUUUGGAUUCCUCGUUUGAAAAAAAAAAAAGAUAGAAAAGGAGCAAGUUGAGGGGACGAAUGGCUUGCCCCCUUUUUUUUCUGUACUUAUUUAUUUAUUGUUAUUUAUUAUGACUCUUUUGCUGAAACUCCUUUGUGAGACCAAAUCCAGGGUUGGGCACAAAUCACAGUCCACUUCUCGUCUAAGUCUUACAAGAAGCUGCAUAGCGCUAAAGAUUUUGGCUCAACAUCUCCGUAUACCUAAACGCCUUUUUAUGGGCUGCGUGUCUUCUUUUGGCGAUUCUUCCUCGAAUGCAAUCUUUGCACAUUUAACCCCGUCAGGUACUGCAAUAAAACAGGCACAUUCCAUCCUCCGGGGUUGAUAGAAGGGAACAGAGCAAAGAAGAAGUCAGGAGGGGGGGUUUACAACCCUCGAUGUAACUGGAACACAAAAUGACUUUUGCUGUUUGACAUUUUUCAGCACGCUUCUCUGUUUUUAAUUCAACAUGUAUAGUACUGUAUCACAUGUUAUUGCAUGGCAGUUCUUAUAGAUCGGCCACCGAUGUGUCUAAAGGGGCCAUUAUCUUUUGAGUUAAUCUAUCUUCGACCAAAAACCUUUUUAGCUUCAUCAUGCUUUCCAUGGACCAGUGCAUUAAGGCCUUUGCAGGGUGUAAUGCAAUCAUUAAUGGCUUUAAGUGACAGCAGUCGUCUUUUUAUUUCCAAUUCUCUUGAAACUCACGUAGUCAGAACCUGGUGUAGCAGUCGCGCUGGUCUGGCCUUGUGUGCACUAUCCAUUCCUUCUUGUGUAGUAAACCUUUUUUUUAUUUCCAGUUUAUUUGCACUAUGAUAUUUGAGAGCUUCAAGCCUUUUUGUCUGACCGUCAAUAUCUAGUCCAUUAACUCACUUGGUACAAUUUAAGAUUGUGAUUGAAAUUGACUAUACUUCUUUAAAACCCACAUACGUUGAAUACUCUUCCUCCUGCAUAAUGUACAGUAAUAGUCAAUAUAAUAUAUAUUGGGAUGAAGUUGCCUUAGAUUUUUUUUUGUGCUGCAACUAUUCUCAGGAAACCUUGAGCAAUGCACUAAGUGAUUAUACAAAACAUAAAAUGGGAAGAAAUUGUUUGGUGCUGUAGGGCGAUUGACACCCUUCAUGUAAGUGUAAGACCAGUAGUUUCAAAAUAAGAGAUUUUGUAGAUUUUGUAUCGCAUGAUUUGACAUUUGAAAACCAAAUUAAUUAAACCUAUUAUGAGAUUAAAAAAAUAGGGAAAUAAUAGUGACGUAAGUAAACUACUGGCCUUACUGGAACCAGUCGUACUGGAAUGGCAGUAUGACGGUUGGUCCUGUUCAUGAAGGGCGUUGGUGUUCCCAGUCAGAGCUUUGUGAAUGAAUGAGGGUUAACUGAUGCCAGCUGUGAAGUGUGUGUGUGUGUUUCUAUAUGAGCUGUUUGUUUUCUUGGCUUUGGUGAAGGGACAUGGGGUCCGGUCUGAGCAGAGGACCCCGCUAUCAGGGAUACAUUUUUGUUUUUCAGUUUUUAGUGGAACCUUCUCAGAGAUAUGAAUUAAUUUUCCCAUCAUUUGUUUCAGUUAAUGUAAAGAAAAUAAAUAAAGAUCUCUAAGCUUGC
Molecule: messenger RNA, 4800 nt
Organism: Dicentrarchus labrax (European seabass)
Lineage: Eukaryota; Metazoa; Chordata; Actinopteri; Moronidae
Gene: zbtb7b
Product: zinc finger and BTB domain containing 7B
Exons: 4
Coding region: 594-2288 (564 amino acids)
Biological process (GO): positive regulation of gene expression; regulation of transcription by RNA polymerase II
Molecular function (GO): protein binding; DNA-binding transcription factor activity, RNA polymerase II-specific; RNA polymerase II cis-regulatory region sequence-specific DNA binding
Source: RefSeq, a predicted model, not a curated record